GUUAUGCUUAUGCCGCCACUCUUUCCAUUUGUAUAAAAACCCACUCGACUGCUUUGGUGGUUCCCAGUCCUUUACUUCAUUUUGUUUUUCUUCAUUGUUCCUACCACACAGUAAAGAUGCAUCUUAAAUGCGCCACAAAAUUGGAGAACAAUUGGUAACGGCAGCCUCAGCCUCCAUUAAUCUCCGUUUUCAAUUUCUGCUUCCCAAGAGCCGUUGCCGUUACUUGAAGAAAGAUUUUAUUAGCAAAAAGAAACUGGGACCUCGAAAAUCUUCAUCGUUAUUUUGGGUUCAAGUGAUCGGUUUCCAUGGGUUGCGUAACCUCGAAACUCGACCAGCUACCGGCGGUCUGUUUGUGCCGCGACCGCUGUAACUUCCUCCAGGACGCUCUCCAGCAAAGCUACGCCCUUGCCGAUGCACACAUAGCAUACAUGCAGUCGCUCAAGACUGUGGGCCCUGCUCUCCACCAUUUCUUCGAUCAAUGUCUCAAAUCUUCGUCCGGCGAUGACUCCGCUUUCUCCACCGAGAAGCCGCCGAAGCUACGUUCGCCGCUGUCCUCGCCUGACCAUUCUUUUUCGAGUUCUAACUCAGAUUCGCAUAUUCAAUUCGAUACUGAUUCGGAAGAGGAAGAGUCGGGCGAAGAUUUUAGUAAAUAUAUUAACGAAAUCCAUAUAAGCUGUCUUAAUCAGGGGUUCUUAACAUCAUAUCCUUUGUCUAAUCAUGAUUAUCACGCUAAUACGAACCAAAGCAGAGAAAUCAAUGGCUCGGGCUGGAAAACACCUCCACCUCCGCCUCCGAGGAGCACGGCUUGGGAUUACUUGAACUUUUUUGAUGAAAUUUACGAGAGAUACGAGUUGCCUUAUUCUACCAAACCAGUGAACGAAGAAGGAGCUGAUGAUCAUCUUGAAGCACAAGUAUUAAAGCAAAUUCACGGAGAUGAGAAAUCUACUACAGAUUAUACUGAAGAAAAAAGAGAAACCCCGAGUGGAGAAGCUGUUCCAGUAAAGAACGGCGAUGCAGAGGUUGACAAGGUUCAAAAGAAGGCUGCUAUAGAUGAACCCAAAAGUCAAAGCGGAAAACAAAGUGUCUCUGAGGUAAUCAAAGAAUUACAGGUCCUGUUUGAGAAAGCUUCGGAGUCCGGAAAUGAAGUUUUGGAUAUGCUCGACACUAGGAAAUUUCAUCAUCAUCACAAAAAGUCUGUUUAUCAAGGUUCUGCGAAGAUAUUUCAUAUGCUUACUUCAAAUUCAUCGGAAACAGGGACCUCACUGCUAAAAAGAGAAUAUUGAUUCUAUGGAUAAUGAUGAGGUUUUGAGUUCACAGAAUCUUUCAUCUACUCUGAGGAAACUGUGUAUGUGGGAGAAGAAGCUCUAUGAUGAAGUCAAGGCUGAGGAAAAGUUGCGUAUAAUUCAUUCAAAGAAGCAUAGCCAGAUGAAAAGAAUGGAUCAGAAGGGUGCUGAUGCUCACCGGGUUGACUCCAUGCGAACUUCGAUUAGGGCCUUAUCUACUAAAAUGAGAGUUGCAGUUCAAGUUAUUGACAAUAUAGCAAUUACCAUAAAUAAGCUGAUGGAUGAAGAGUUGUGACCACAGAUCAAUGAACUGGUUCACAGGUAAAUUGUAA
Molecule: messenger RNA, 1615 nt
Organism: Hibiscus syriacus
Lineage: Eukaryota; Viridiplantae; Streptophyta; Magnoliopsida; Malvales; Malvaceae
Exons: 3
Coding region: 306-1283 (325 amino acids)
Source: RefSeq, a predicted model, not a curated record